AUGGGGAAUCGGAGUUCGCGCGUGCGGGAUCGUGAGACGAAGGCGCGGCCAGCCAGUCAAGACAUAGGAAACAGCGAUGGACCUGAGGUUUCCGUGCAGCCCGAACACACAGUUCUGUUACUGGGCCCGAGCGGGUCUGGGAAGUCGACGAUCAUGAAGCAACUGAAGAUUCUGUACCAGAAUGGCUACACGUACGAGGAGCUACUAGCAUUUCGGCCGCUAAUUUGGAAAAACCUCAUGGAAUGCACGCACGCUCUCGUGGAAGGACUAGAGAGGUUUCAUCUGGAACCAAGCCAGCCGCAGAACAAGGAGAGCCUACGCAGACUGAAGGAGUACGUCCUCUCCGGUGACAGAAAUUUCCGCUUCGACUCUACAAUCGCGCAAGAUACAUACCAUGUGUGGACAGACGGCACUAUCCCCACUUCAUGGGAACAUUCGCCUCAGGUUGACCUCAUGGACUCGGCAACAUAUUUCUUCAAGCACGCGCGUCGCAUCGGUCAGGAGAACUACGUUCCUACAAACGAAGACAUACUUCGGGUGCGCGAAAGGAUCUCGAGUAAGACGGAAAUACGGUUUACUGAAAACCAACGCUUAAUCUACGUGCUCGAUGUCAUCGGGUCACGAUUACAGAGCACAAAGUGGGCUUCCCUGUUCGGGAGUGUAACAAGCAUCCUGUUCUGUGCCUCCCUCUCCGAGUACGACGAAGCGCCGUCUGGAAAAGAUGGCCAACACGGCAUGAAGGAUUCACUCGCGCUCUUCGACUCUAUCGUCAACUCGCGAUGGUUCUCGCGAACCUCGAUCAUCCUGCUGUUCACCAAGCUCGACAUCUUCAGGCGGAAGCUACCGAAGGUCCCGAUGGAGAAGUUUUAUCCCGAUUACACCGGUGGCGCGAACGUGAACUCGGGCGCCAAGUAUAUAUUGUGGAAAUAUAUGCAGAUGAAUAGAGCCCGUCUGUGCGUCUACCCGCAGAUCGUGGAUGCGACGUCUACGACUAGCGUCCGCUCGGUCUUUGUCGCUGUAGAGGAGGCGGUUCGGCGCACCUCGAUUGACAGGGUUCUCGAACUGCUCUGA
Peniophora sp. CBMAI 1063 is the source of this 1071-nucleotide messenger RNA. The record is from the annotation of a GenBank genome assembly. Lineage: Eukaryota; Fungi; Basidiomycota; Agaricomycetes; Russulales; Peniophoraceae.